AUGCCGUCGCUGGCUCCUCCGUCGCUCUUCAGCUACGUGGUCUCGCAGGCCACGGGCGUACAGGCCGUGCGCGCGCGGCUGCUGUCCAGCGCGCCGUCGCUCGAGUCCUGCACGCAGCUGGAGACGGACUUCGCCGGCGCCGUGCUAUUCGUGGAGAGCUACCAGGGGCCGCACCGCAUCCUGACGCAGGAGAACUCGUCCCCCAAGAAGGACUUCUACGCCUACUACCAGCAGGCGACGGUGGGGCCCUGCCCGACUACAGCGCCACCCGCAGGACUCAGCAAGCUGGAGCUGUCCAAAUGGUGUAAGUGGCGGAACCUGGGCAACAUGACUCGACAAGAGGCCAUGAAGCGCUACACCACGGCGCUGGACAACUUGGUGGACGACUGGCGCCGCAGUGCAAACUUGCGCAGCGCCGCAGACCCUCGCAGCAGAGCGAGUGAGGCCUCGGCACCGUCUGAAGCGGGCUCUACCACGCCGACCCGAGUGAGGAGGUCCACCAGCAUGUUCGAGCGGUUGCCGCGCAUCUACGACGAGCUCGGGGAGCUGCAGGACCGCAUGGAAGACGAGGUCAAGAAGCGCGACGAGCUGGAGGCCCACCUGCUGCACUUCACGCGCGACAACCGCUCCAUGUUCAACCAACAGAUGGAGCAAAUGGAGCAGAUCCGCAAUAGUCUGGUGUCGCUAGUCAAGAACCUGGAGGACGACGUGGAGCACCACUCGACUGAGCUACAGCGACUGGUGUUGCGGCAGCAGGAGAUGGCUGUACUCGCCAACAACUCGAUGCUGCUGGCGGUGGAGGCUCGAGUGCGCCAGGUCUUCCUCGUCCUGCGCGGGUGGGUCCAGAACCGCGCGUUCCGUGCGGCGCUCUUUGUAUUGAUCACGCUGCGCGUGUGGCACUUCAUUCGGCGACGCCGCUUGCCCCAGUUCAUGGCGGAAAUCCUCAUCCGCUGGCUGGCCAAGGUGUCGUCGCUGGAUAGCCCGCCGCAGCUGGGCAAUGGCGCCGCCCCUCGACGCUGA
Messenger RNA from Phytophthora sojae, 1020 nucleotides. RefSeq lists its product as hypothetical. Bases 1 to 1020 code for a protein of 339 amino acids. Gene Ontology annotation, biological process: fatty acid metabolic process. Lineage: Eukaryota; Oomycota; Peronosporomycetes; Peronosporales; Peronosporaceae. The transcript has 3 exons. The record is from RefSeq and is a predicted model, not a curated record. Gene Ontology annotation, molecular function: fatty-acyl-CoA binding.